AUGCAUAAGUUUUCCAUUGCAUCAUUUGGACGAGAGCCAACAGGUCUUAGCUUAGCAAGGUCUUUGAAAGCAGAUUUCCAUGUUCUUGAGGAUGAAGAAAGAGACGAAUAUUCAGAGGCCAGCUUAGCCAAACUGGCUACGAUCUUUCCCACAAUGGAACUGAAUAUUUUGCGAAAAACGGUUAAAAUAAGAAAACGAUAUGUGCCAAUGUUUUCUGAAGCAGAUAAAAGUUUGAAAAGAAUCUCAACCAACAACGAUGAAUGCCUAGUCCUCAACCAUGGAUAUAGUCUCAACACUGACUUAUUUGUCGAUUUUAACAGGGAUAAAACCUUACGUCUUCUAGAGUUCUCACAGGAAUUCAAAAACUAUGCUCAGGAUUUACUAGACGAAAUGAAAUCAAAAUUAGGCCCUGCUGCACUUUGUAUACAUUUGGGAAGUGGAGCACUUACUCGGGCAAAGAAUCGAACCGAAUUAGAGAUAGAAAUUUCAAAGGCUGCUGCUGUGCUUACAAUGGAAAAGAAUUUCUUCGAUCUCUACAUUUUCUCUGACCAGAACUUCCCUCCGAAACUUAUUACUUCCUUACGAUCCAGAUUUGGUUGGCAUAUGAAUGUGCAUGUGGCAGAUUUUUCCCAAAUGCUGGAUUUAUAUGUUGCAUCUCGAGUUUGUGGGGCAGCGCUACUGACAGAUACUUUGUCUAUGCAUGGAUGGUUCCUUGGAUAUCUGACACAAAUACAAGAGAAUGUGUACUACGUAGCAAAGGAGGAUGAAGCAGUUUUGGGACAAAUAAUGUUGUGA
This is a messenger RNA of Cylicocyclus nassatus, 795 nucleotides long. Lineage: Eukaryota; Metazoa; Nematoda; Chromadorea; Rhabditida; Strongylidae. The record is from the annotation of a GenBank genome assembly.